Molecule: messenger RNA, 2214 nt
Organism: Aphanomyces astaci
Lineage: Eukaryota; Oomycota; Saprolegniomycetes; Saprolegniales; Verrucalvaceae
Exons: 1
Coding region: 7-1998 (663 amino acids)
Source: RefSeq, a predicted model, not a curated record
CCGCAAAUGAAAACCCACAACGAAAAACCAAUCUCCAUGGUCCCCGCGCAAUUGACCAAGAAGCCGUCCAAGCUGCAUGCCACAGCCACAAGGACCCUUCGCUUCCUCGUGCUCGUAGUGAGCAUCUCAUGUUCACUCUUGGUUCUCGUGGACAUCGUCGGCAACAACUGGGAACUGAACGACUUCACUGGCAACGCCAAGCACUUUUUAACGCCGCUCCUCACCACGUUCUCGAUCGACGAACUGGUCCAGACGUAUGCGUUUCCCACAGACUCAUCGCCAUGGUCGGCCUCCAACGGCGGCCGUUUCAUGAUCAAUUCCGCAUUGAAUCAAGUCCACGACUUAGGGGGAGAUUAUUAUCACCUCACGCUCGGGUCGCACACCAUCGACACGCCCGAGAACAACAUUUGCGGCCAGUUGGUCGAUGCAUACCCCCUUGUAAACACAUCCAAGUCGGUGGUCCGCCUCGGGUCGGUUCAAGAUCAAGUCACGUACAUUCGAGGCACGACGUUGACUCAUGUGUUUGGCGACUCGCUGGGCACCGAGCUUGGUCACUUCGGAGACAACGCGUCCAAACUAGAGUCCCUCGGGUAUGUGGCCGGACGAGUAGGGCUGGACAUGCGGCUCACCACGGCGAUUCCAGUGUCCACCCAAGGCAAAACUGUGACGCUGAACGUGACCAUGUACCGGUUUUUCAGCAAGUCGUUUUGCUCGGGGUGUGCCCCCAACACGGAGCUCGGCAUGGACACGUGCACGAUCGUGUACUCGACCGACGAAUCCACGAACGUACUCCAUGUGCAUUCCAGUGGCGCGAUCUACGGCGAGUCACAUGUUCUGGGCAUCAUCCUCCUCAGACGGUGGGGGCCCGUGCUAUCGCUGUGGCUCCGGGGGCUGUGCAUCCUCGCAGUUCUGGCGGCGUUUGCGGCGAGCCAGAAAACCGUCCAGUGGACCGACACCAUGACAUUCACAUCGUCGUGGGUGAAGCGCAUGGUGCACAAGUUUAGCCCGCCGCAAUACCGGCAUGUGAACAACGCGUUUCACUUAUUAUACUUUUGCUUCAACAGCGACUUUACGGUACUCAUGUUGUCAGUGUCUGUUAUGUUUGACGAAGACAUUGCGAUGGUGUACGGGCGCGUGCUGAGUCGUUGGUCCAAGCCCGCGUCGUUCCAGUUGUGGACGCAGUUGCGGCUAUACGCGCUCGACUUUCGGUGGAUGUGGUUCAACCUGGCGAUCCUCAAGCUUUUAAAACUGGCGUGCAACCUCGUCAAUACCGCCAGGUUCAACGGCCACAACGUCGUCAUGGGGUGGCUUAACUUUCGCAGCAUCACAUGGGUGUACCUGACAGUGUUUGUUCUAUUUGAACGGAUCGACUACACCGAGUACGGCAACUCGAUCCGUGUGGACGUGACGCCGUUGGAGGACGACUUGGACGCGAUUUUUGUCGAGUUUGAGCACAGCUGGUACAUUCGCGGCCUGCCGUCGCUGGCGAUGCUCAUGCUUGGCAACUUGCUGCUCGUGCUGUGUGUUGACCACGUUGUGAACCGGCACUGGUGGGUACUCGUAGCAAAGACGUCUCUCGGCCGUCAGCACAUGUACAACUCGUCGUCCAUUAUCACCGAUUCGGGACUGCAUGUGUCGGGGGAGGGCGGCGGGGUCGCUGCCACGAUCACAAUCAAAGCGCGCACCAUGUCGACCAUGCGGUGGUACUUUACGAGCCACUUGCUGUGCUUUGGCCUGGCGGAGGAGCCGACUGCGUUGAGGAAAACGUCGACAACAAACGGCGCCAAGACGCCGAUUUCGAUCCACGUUGCGUCAGAAGCUAAGCUGGACAAGGUGACGCCGUCGUCGGCAACAACGUUCGAUGCGAUGGGCGACGUACACUUUUUGGUCCAAGAUCAAGAAGGGCACGUACAUUUGAUCGACGCGGACAAGCGCGAAGUGCAAGCGCUGGGUGUGGAAGUCAAGAUCCUUCGAGAUUCGCAAUUUACACUUGGAUAACAAGUCCAAAGUGGUUUAAAUUAUCGGUAGAGGUUAAUUGGAGCAAGGGGUAUUUAGGUGCGCCGCGGUCAACCGAAGAAAUCUCGUGAACUGUCGAGGGGAGAUUAUUGGUCACGGACGCUAGCGGUUGGUAUUAUUCACCAUAUCAACACCAUGCAAUAAUAUGGAUGGGAGGAUGAAUGUGACCAAAGGAUAUGUUUUGCUUGCACAUAAUGC